This is a messenger RNA of Alnus glutinosa, 1104 nucleotides long. RefSeq lists its product as uncharacterized. Gene Ontology annotation, molecular function: RNA-DNA hybrid ribonuclease activity; nucleic acid binding. Lineage: Eukaryota; Viridiplantae; Streptophyta; Magnoliopsida; Fagales; Betulaceae. The transcript has 2 exons. The record is from RefSeq and is a predicted model, not a curated record. The coding region runs from base 1 to 1104 and encodes 367 amino acids.
AUGGAGAAAGAUGUAAUACUACUCCAUCUACUUUUGCUAUUCAAUCUCCUAGAAAGGUACUUUCUGAAGAUGCAAAGUAAAUAUGGUCAUAAAGAUGUGAUGAUUUGGAGGGGAUCUUCCACAGGUGAUUUUACAGUGCAGAGUGCUUACCAUAUUGAGAAAGAUCGUCAUAUGUUUUCUCAAGGUGAAAGUUCUAAUAUUUCGGUUUUUAAUCAAUUGUGGAAGCGGCUUUGGAGUUUGCAAGUGCCAAAUUCUACAAAAAUGUUUAUUUGGAGGGCGUGUCACAAUAUCUUACCUACAAAGGAUAAUCUUUUAAGGAAAGGUAUAGAUUUGGACCCUGCUUGUGUUUUUUGUAAAACAGUUCCUGAAACGGAGGUAGUGGAGAUGUUUUUUGUUUUAUGUUCACCAGAGGAGGUAGAUUUUAAUGUGGAGAUAACACGAAGAAUUUGGUUUCGCAGGAAUUCUGUUGUUCAUGGAGGAGAUUUUUUUCAUCCAAAUGACGUGCUUUCAUCUGCUACCACGGCUAUUGGUGAUUAUAAGGGAGCUUUGGAGUCUGACAUCUCUUUACGGGAACCGGAAGGUACUUCUCUGUCUUCUAGAAUUUUAAAUUGGUGUCCUCCUUCCAUUGGUUUUUUUAAAGCCAAUUGGGAUGCAUCCAUUAAUUCUAAGAAGGGAAUUUUGGGUUUUGGUUGUGUUGUUCGGGAUGUUCAUGGAUUUGUUGUAGCUGCUCUUUCUUAUUCAGUUAUUGUUAUGGGAAAUCUAGAAGUUGCUGAGGCUUUGGCUGCUUUACAUACAGUUGAAUUCUGUAGGAAUCAGGGUUUUAAUUCGAUUAUUUUGGAAGGGGAUUCUUUAAUUGUGGUCAAUGCUAUAAAUAGAGUGGGGCUGAAUUGGAGUUUUCUUGGGAAUAUUAUCUUGGAUAUUCAGACUCUUCUCAGGGAAUUUCUCUAUUGGAAAGUAUGUUAUACUCCACGUGGUACUAAUAUUGCAGCUCAUUCUUUGGCAAAAGAAGGGGUUAUUCAGGGAGGUAAUAGGAUAUGGUUAGGCUGUAUCCCUAAUUGUAUUAAGACUAUUGAUUUAUCAGAGUGUUCAUCUCUGGUUUUUUAG